Paramecium octaurelia is the source of this 663-nucleotide messenger RNA. Lineage: Eukaryota; Ciliophora; Oligohymenophorea; Peniculida; Parameciidae. The record is from the annotation of a GenBank genome assembly.
AUGAAUCUCGCUAGACUACAUGUUUAGCAAUCCAUAGAUUUUAAGCACUCUGUUGGUCAAUAUAAAAUUCUAAAAAUGUUUCUUAUUUAUUAAUUUAUAGAUUCUUAUGAAUGCAUAACAGUAUUUCCAUUAGAUACCUACAAACGAAUAAUUAAAUCAUAAAUCGAAAUACAAUUAUUAAACAAUUGCUUGCAAGAUCUAAGAAACUAUUAAAAUGAUUGUAUCAUUUUCUGGGAGACUCAUAUCUCUUGUAAGGAUGUGAGCAUCUUUAAUUUUAAGAACAUAAAGAAAAAUAAUGGCAAAAUAGUUGCUGUUUUUCUCUUUAGGUACUUUAGAAANUGCAUGUAUUAUGAUUACUAAAACCCUGAAAACCAAGAGGAAAUCAGAUACAAAAUGGUCUUAGGAGAAGUGGUAAGUGAAGUAACUGAUUUACCAGGCGGACUAGUAGCUGUAACAGUACCUGCUCAUCGUUUCUGCCGUUUGGAUUGUGGACCAGGUCCUAUUCCCAAAGUUGUGAUUGACGCUUGGUAAUCAUUGCCAAAUUUAACCCCAGAAGAUUUUGGUGGAGCCAGAUCACAUGAUUAUGACUUUGAGGUGUAUCCUGAGGACACAAACUUAAAGGAGAACAUUAAAUUUGAAUUGUUCAUUGGUAUAUAAAAAUGA